Molecule: messenger RNA, 3472 nt
Organism: Nomia melanderi (Alkali bee)
Lineage: Eukaryota; Metazoa; Arthropoda; Insecta; Hymenoptera; Halictidae
Gene: Cse1
Product: chromosome segregation 1
Biological process (GO): protein export from nucleus; protein import into nucleus
Cellular component (GO): nuclear envelope; cytosol
Molecular function (GO): small GTPase binding; nuclear export signal receptor activity
Source: RefSeq, a predicted model, not a curated record
ACUGUUGAACAAAGCGCCAACCGGCGAUGGUCGUUGGUUAGGAAAUUGAAUUUAUCAGAAGCCGGUGUUCGGUAAUAGUGAAACGUACUUUUGUAAAGAUUUAAUAUUUUUCGAAUUGAGGGGACACGGUAGUUUUAAGAUAAAGCGAUAUGGAGCUCACAGAUGACAAUUUGCUCACACUUAGUGAAUAUUUACAACAUACACUUAGCCCGGACGUAAAUGUCAGACGGCCAGCUGAAAAGUUUUUAGAAUCUGUUGAAGUAAAUCAAAACUACCCACUACUUCUUCUACAUUUAGUAGAAAAGUCUGAAAUUAACUUAACUAUUCGAAUUGCUGGAGCAGUUGCUUUCAAGAAUUAUGUUAAACGUAAUUGGAAAGUGGAAGAAGAUUCUGUAGAUCGUAUACAUGCACAAGACAGGAAUGCGAUAAAAAUACUCAUUGUCAAUUUAAUGUUGCAUUCUCCUGAUUCAAUACAGAAACAAUUAUCUGAUGCUGUUUCUAUUAUUGGAAAAUAUGAUUUUCCGCUAAAAUGGCCAGAGCUUAUAGACCAAAUGGUUGAAAAGUUUAAUACAGGAGAUUUCCACGUUAUUAAUGGUGUUUUACACACAGCACAUUCUUUAUUUAAAAGAUAUAGAUAUGAAUUUAAAAGUCAAAGUCUAUGGACUGAAAUAAAGUUUGUGCUGGAUCAAUUUGCUAAACCCUUAACUGAUUUAUUUGUUGCUACAAUGAAUUUAACAGAAGUUCAUGCGCAUAAUGUAGAUGCAUUAAAAGUGGUAUAUAGUUCAUUAGUAAUUCUGUCGAAAGUGUUUUAUUCUCUUAAUUUCCAAGAUUUACCAGAAUUUUUUGAAGAUAACAUGGCUAUUUGGAUGAAGAAUUUUCAUACUUUAUUAAAUACCAAUGUUCCUGCCUUACAGUCUGCAGAUGAAGAAGACGCUGGAGUAAUUGAACAAUUAAAGUCACAAGUUUGUGAUAAUAUUGGUCUUUAUGCACAAAAAUAUGACGAAGAGUUUCAACCAUAUUUACCAGAAUUUGUAACCGCUGUGUGGAAUUUGCUAACAUCCACAGGACAGCAACCAAAAUAUGAUGCUUUAGUUUCAAAUGCUUUGCAAUUCUUAGCAACAGUGGCAGAUCGUGCACAAUACAGACAUUUAUUUGAAGACCCAACUACUCUGAGUAGUAUUUGUGAAAAAGUUAUAAUACCAAAUAUGGAAUUUAGAGAAUCGGAUAAUGAGUUGUUUGAAGAUAAUCCAGAGGAAUACAUUAGACGAGAUAUUGAAGGCAGUGAUGUAGAUACAAGAAGAAGGGCUGCGUGUGAUUUAGUUAAAGUACUUUCCAAAUAUUUCGAAGCUAAAAUAAUGGAAAUUUUUGGCGCAUACAUACAGGUUAUGCUGCAAAAUUAUGCAGCUAAGCCAGCUGAAAAUUGGCGAAGCAAAGAUGCUGCAAUUUAUUUAGUAACCAGCAGUGUAAGUAAAGCUCAAACGCAGAAGCAUGGUGUGACACAAAGCAGUGAACUUGUUUCAUUACCACAAUUUGCAAUGCAACACAUUGAACCAGAAUUGCUUAAACCAAAUGUAAGCGAGUUUCCAGUACUUAAAGCGGAUGCAAUAAAAUUUAUAAUGACCUUCAGAUCAAUAUUACCGAGGGAAAUGAUUGUUGGUAGUUUACCACAAUUAAUCAGACAUUUGACCGCUACAAAUAUCGUUGUUCACACGUAUGCUGCUUGUACAAUUGAGAAAAUACUUGCGUUAAAAGGGCCUGAUAAUUUACCUCUAGUUAAAGGAAAUGAUCUAUCAUCUUUUGCAACGGAUCUAUUAACAAAUCUGUUUGCGUGUUUAAAUAUGCCUGGUUCAGAAGAGAAUGAAUAUGUAAUGAAAGCCAUUAUGAGAUGCUUCGGUACACUGCAAGAGGUCGUUGUGCCAUUUUUGGCAGAUCUCUUGCCGAAACUCACCGAAAAAUUGGCUGUUGUGUCAAGAAACCCAAGUCGUCCUAAUUUCAAUCAUUAUCUUUUCGAAAUUUUUGGACUGUCUAUUAAAAUUGUUUGCAAAACAAAUCCAGUAGCGGUUUCCUCAUUCGAGGAGGCGUUAUUCCCCAUCUUUCAAGGAAUUUUGCAGCAAGAUGUUUUAGAAUUUAUACCGUACGUUUUUCAAAUUUUGGCCUUACUUUUGGAAUUACGAACAACUCCGGACGUACCAGAGCCAUACCUGGCUCUGUUUCCUUGCCUUUUAUCGUCUGUGUUAUUCGAACGUCAAGCAAAUAUACAUCCUCUGAAUCGAUUAUUAAGAGCAUUCAUUAGCCGUGGAGCACAUCAUAUUGUUGCACAAGAAAAGAUGAGCGGUUUGUUAGGAGUAUUUCAGAAGCUGAUUGCUUCUAAAGUUAAUGAUCAAGAAGGAUUUUUACUAUUGCAGAGUAUUAUAGAACACUUCGCUCCCAAUGUGCUGGAACCAUACAUGAAACAAAUUUUUGUAUUAUUUUUCCAAAGACUUUCGUCGUCCAAGACAACUAAAUUCGUGAAGGGUCUGAUUGUGUUUUUCGCAUAUUAUAUCAUCAGAUACGGUGCAAAUAAUUUAAUUACAAUCAUCGAUCAAAUCCAACCUCAGAUGUUCGGUAUGGUCGUGGAACGCGUGCUAAUAAUAGAUAUGCAGAAGAUAUCGGGUGAUAUCGAACGUAAAGUAACGGCAGUCGGAAUUUCAAAUUUAUUAAUUGACUGCCCGGCGAUGCUAGAAAGUCCAUAUAGUACGUAUUAUCCGCGCAUAUUAGCGGCAUUAGUGGAAUUUUUUGAACUUCCACAGGACCAAAGCAUAGUACCCGAAGAAAAUAUCUUCCCAGAAACUGAGGAUGUGCUUGGAUAUCAAGUAGGAUACAAUCAACUUAUAUGUGCAAAAAAUCCGUCAAAGGAUCCGUUAGAAGCUAUCGGCGAUGUGCGAUUACACUUAGCGCAAGGAUUAGGAAGAUUAUCGCCAGGACAAUUGCCUAAUCUUCUCGGUCAAAUUCCGGAACCUAAUGCGAAUCAUCUAAGAACCUACCUCCAAACAGCUGGAAUUACUGUUGCAUAAUACGAGCUAGAUGUUCGAGAUAGAUUAAAACUUCAUCUGAUUGCUCGGAAAAUGAACAAUAUUAAACUGAAUAAACUGUAACAAAGAGUCGAAAGGGCUACUUUUUCAACGAUAUUCAUUAUGAACAUUAUGAACAUCAACAUCGCGAGAUCGUACAUGCGUUGUAUCGUUUGCCUAUCGUACGGUAUUGAAUAUUUCAAGAAAUAUUUAUUAUUUUUAUGCGAUACCAUAAGGUGUAGAAAUAAAAAAUACAGAGUCUGUGACUCCAAAGAAUUAUAACAAUUAUUACGACAGCACAAAAAUGAUUCAAAUUAUUGGUAUGUCGGCUUCGUAAUAUUUCUGAUGCCUCGUGUUAUGCGAAACAUUCCUAAAAAAAAUACGAAUAAAUAGAUUUCUGGUUUUUAAGAUAAUAAAAAACA